Messenger RNA from Diaporthe batatas, 2716 nucleotides. RefSeq lists its product as uncharacterized. The transcript is spliced from 6 exons. The record is from RefSeq and is a predicted model, not a curated record. Lineage: Eukaryota; Fungi; Ascomycota; Sordariomycetes; Diaporthales; Diaporthaceae. Bases 773 to 2641 code for a protein of 622 amino acids. Gene Ontology annotation, biological process: secondary metabolite biosynthetic process. Gene Ontology annotation, molecular function: flavin adenine dinucleotide binding; oxidoreductase activity, acting on CH-OH group of donors.
GCCGUGAGGGGUUGCAUUGAGAGAGGCGUCCCUUGCCUGCUCGAUGGUGCCCCUUUCUGCCCUCUACCUGCUGCGCAUCGGAGUAUUGCGUCCAAGUCUUGGGUCCAUGACACCUCUUAGCACCAUAUAGUAAGUACCAUUAGCAUAAUAACUAGUACGGCGGUACAGUAGUACAGGCGCAACUGUCACCGCCGUCAGCAGCCAUUCUCAACAUGGGCGCGCGCGUCGGCACGUCGGCAGGGGCUCACAUUGGCCUACACCCUUCUAUUUCUACCAAACUAGGACGACGCAGGCCUACCUAGUUCUGCCCCAGGGUAGCUUGGCGGCACUUGGAGAUGGCUGGCGAUCGGGUUGGAAGACGCCCCCUUCGCAUUCCAUGGCGCUCAUCAUCACCACCAGAGACCUGGGAGGCUGCUCGCUAGCUGCCGGCGCUCCGGAUCCGCGCCAGGGAUUUUUUUGCAAGGGCAUGUUGACACUGGGACGGAUAUUGGACAAGGUCCCUCUCUCGGAGACCACUCUGGUCGUCGAGGUCUCCCUUCCCUGAGUCGCGCUACAGUGUACACAGGACAGGGGCCCAUCGUCACCGUACGGUAGACCAACAAGCCACGGCCCACGAUAUUAUAAUAAAAGAACGCCCGGCCCGGACCACAACCUGCCAUUGCCUCCCUCGAUCACACCUCACCUCGCCUGUCCGUUACGAACCGCAUUGUCCUUCGCUUUCAGAGGUCUUGUCAGCCUUUUUGUCAUUCUUUAUAUACCCAGACCGUUCACAAUGUUUGUCUCGGCCCAGCUGAGCGCCGCGCUCCUGAUAGCAGUGGCCAACGCUGCCCCUUUCCGUGGGAUCCACCUGAGGCAGAAUGAGCUCCUCGACAGCUACGACUACGUGGUCGUGGGAGGAGGUGCCAGUGGUCUCACCGUGGCCAACAGGCUUUCUGAGGACAGUGCCGUGUCUGUUCUGAUCAUCGAGGCCGGCGAGUUUGACGCAAAUGAGGACAUCGUCACCAUCCCUGGCCUGGCAGGCGGUGCCAUUGGCACCAAGUACGACUGGAACACCACCUAUGCGCCAAACCCGGCCCUGGCGAACCGUUCAGUCGCCGUCCCCCAGGGAAAAGUUGUCGGAGGUGGCACCAAGCUGAACCGCAUGGUCUUUGACCGUGGAUCAAAGUCGGACUAUGACCGGUGGGCUGCCUUGGGGAACCCUGGCUGGGAUUACGAGGGUCUCUUCCCCUACUUGAAGAAGCAAGAGUUCUUCGCGCCGCCCAGUGCCGAUAUUGUGGCUGAGUGGGGAGUCGAGUUCGAGCCCGAGUCUCACGGCACCUCUGGCAACAUCAACGUCACCUACUCACCCUUCUUCUACCCCCUGACCCGCAACAUCAUCGACGCCACCAAGGAGCUGGGCAUCCAGAUCCCCAAGGACCAGGCUUCGGGCCAGCCCAUCGGAGGCUACUUCUGCCCUCACAACAUCGACCUCACCAAGGUCACGAGGUCUUCGGCCCGUGAGGCAUACUACAACACCGCCGAGACAAGGACAAACCUGCACAUCGUCACCUCGCAGCACGUCACCAAGCUCAUCACAGGGGCCGCCAACACCACCGGCGGCUAUGGGGCACCAACAGGGGUCACCGUCACCGGGGUCGAGUACGCCGCCUCGGCCGACGCCCCCAAGGCCACCGUGAGCGUCAAGAAGGAGGCCAUCAUGGCCGCCGGCCCCUUCUUCACCCCGCAGAUCCUGCAGAUCUCCGGAAUCGGCGACAGCGCCCACCACCAGGAGAUCGGCGUCGACACGGUCAUCGACCUGCCCGCCGUGGGCCACAACCUCGAGGACCACGUCCUGCUCGCCACCGUCGCCGUCGUGACCACCGACGAGGUGACCUCGUCCACCCUGACCAGCAACGCCACCUUCGCCGCCGACGCCAUGGCCGAGUACCGCGCGCAGGGCACCGGCCCCUACUCGAGCCCCACGGGCGACUUCCUGCUCUUCCUGCCCCUCAACACCUACUCCAACGCCUCGGCCCAGAUCGCCGCCGACGCCGCCUCCACCGACGGCACGCAGUUCCUCCCCGCCGGCACCCCCGCCGAGGUCGUCGCCGGCUACAAGAAGCAGCAGGCCAUCCUGGCCGAGAAGCUGACGGCCGACGACUCGGCCGUCCUGGAGCUGAUCUGGGACUCGGGCGUGCUCGUCAUCGGCCUGCAGCACCCCUUCUCCCGCGGCAGCGUCAAGGCCGCCAGCAGCAGCGUCUUCGACGAGCCCGUCAAGAGCGCCGGCCAGCUGAGCCACCCGGCCGACAUGAAGCUGCUCGUCGAGGCCGUCAAGUACACCCGCGUCGUCCGCAACACCGCCGCCGUCCAGAAGCUGCAGCCCUUUGAGGUCGUCCCCGGCGCCAACGUGACCAGCGACGCCGACAUCGAGAACUUCAUCCGCCAGAACGCCGCCACCCUGUUCCACCCCGCCAGCAGCUGCAAGCUCGGCCCCCGCGAGGAGGGCGGCGUCGUCGGCACCGACCUCAAGGUCUACGGCGCUGCCAACCUGCGUAUCGUCGAUGCCAGUGUGAUGCCCCUGCUCCCGGCCUCGCACACCAUGACGACCGUCUACGCCGUUGCUGAGAAGGCUGCCGAUAUCAUCAAGGGUGCGGGUGCAUGACUACAUGGCUGCAAGACUGCGCGUAAAUGAUUUUUUAGCGUUAUACAAUGAUGAAUUUCAAUGUUUGGCUUUGCA